AUGGGCCAUUCACAAAGAAUUCAUUUGGGCCACAUACUCUACACGUACGGUGACGCCAAUUGGUACGGUACCGGCAUGACUAAUCUCGGUAACCCAGAUUCGAUUGACCCGAACGGCAACGUAAUUAAUCCGUUGAAGAAGUGCGGAUUCGAUAAGAUGUACCUACUCGGCGGGUCCCUUUCCGACACCGGUAAUUUGAUCAGCGAAACCGUCGGCUCUACUUUGCCCUUCGGUAAACAACCCUACUCGCAUGGCCGCUCCUCUAACGGCUUGUUGAUCACCGAUAAUUUUGCGUACGAGGCAGGGAUUAAUCCGAUUCCUGAUCCCUACAAGGAUUUGAAUUUUUAUUUCAAUAAAGGAGUAAACUUCGCCGUGGCGGGGUCCACAGCUUUGCCGACGGAAGUAUUAACGACGAAAUACAUGAUUUCGUCUCCGGUGACGAAUAGUUCUCUCAAUGUCCAAUUGGAUUGGAUGUCCGACUAUUUCAGCUCCGCCACGUGUCUCAAUGAUAAUGGUUGUACCGACAGAUACAACAAGGCAAUUUUCUUCGUCGGAGAAAUCGGUGGAUCCGAUUACCAAUACGCAAUCUUGCAAGGAAAGUUAACCAUGGCUCAGUUGACAGAUAUGUUCCUGAUGUUGUUGCUGCUGUCAUCAAUGCUACAGAGGGCGUGGAAGGUAUCAAAGUCAUUCGAGGAAUGA
Erythranthe guttata (spotted monkey flower) is the source of this 699-nucleotide messenger RNA. Lineage: Eukaryota; Viridiplantae; Streptophyta; Magnoliopsida; Lamiales; Phrymaceae. The record is from RefSeq and is a predicted model, not a curated record.